GAACUAAUCUUGUUCGUAUUAAUGGGAUUAAUUUUCUUUCAAAUUUAUGCCUACUACUCAUCUUGUUGCUUUGCUUUCUACUCUAUAAGAAAUGGCGUCAAGAUUUUGAGGUGUCUAAAUUGACCGAUGAAACUGUUAAAGAUGCUGCUCAAACUGGAAAAGGAUAUGUACACGACUUUCUAGAUAUUAAUGAUAGACCUGUGCUUGUGGUGGUUGGAUCAAAGCAUAUUCCUAUGGCACUAGACCCUGUAGAUGAUGAGAGGCUGUGCGUUUUCUUAAUUGAGAAGGCAUUGAGUAAGCUUCCAACCGGGAAAGAAAAACUACUUGGAAUAGUUGAUCUCAGAGGCUUCAGAACAGAAAAUGCUGAUCUUAAAUUCUUGACUUUCUUGUUUGAUGUAUUUUAUUAUUACUAUCCGAAGCGAUUGGAUCAAGUACUAUUUGUGGAUGCACCUUUUGUUUUUAAGCCAAUUUGGCAGCUAGCCAAACCCUUGUUAAAAUCAUAUGCUUCCCUGGUAAGAUUUUGCUCUGCAGAAACUGUUAGGAAGGAAUAUUUUACAGAAGAAACUUUGCCACCAAACUUCAGAGAUUGAAAAUUGGAUGGAAUAAAAAAUUGCAGCAAAAGUUGCAAACACACUCGUAUUAAGCGCGUUUAUCUUGGGGACUUAGAAGAAACACAACAUUUAUUUCGUCAAAAACUUAGAAGAGCUAAAGGAAGGAAUUUGAUAAAAGCAGUGCUGAUAUAGGCACCCUUAAUGUUAAAAGCUUAAAGUAGCUAAAGAAAGGAAUUUAAGAAAAACAGUGCUGAUAUGUAGGAAUAUGAAACCAA
Messenger RNA from Vigna umbellata (rice bean), 826 nucleotides. The record is from RefSeq and is a predicted model, not a curated record. NCBI's taxonomy places the organism in Eukaryota, Viridiplantae, Streptophyta, Magnoliopsida, Fabales, Fabaceae.